AUUGCUGAGCUGUGACUGACGAGGAUCGCCGCCUGCAAUAUGACACUGGAGGAGCUGACUGGAGAGCAGAGCCGUGGAAAGAUGGACAGUGUGGGCACCGCAUUGGAGGAGGUGCUGGACAAAGCCAAGCUGCAGAGGACCAUCACCAUCGGGGUGUACGAAGCAGCCAAACUUCUCAAUGUGGACCCGGACAAUGUGGUGCUUUGUCUGCUGGCCACAGAUGAAACAGAAGACCAGGAUGUCGCUCUGCAGAUUCACUUCACUCUGAUCCAGGCGUUCUGCUGCGAGAACGACAUCAACAUCCUGCGAGUGAACAACAUGAGCCGGCUGGCCGAGAUCCUGGGCGGCUCUGACAAGCCGGGAGAACCUGCCGACCUGCAUUGUAUUCUGAUCAACAAUCCGCAUGCAGCUCCAUCUUUGCCAGUCAUGUUGUUAGAGGGGAAAAAAAUGGGACAGAUCGGAGACUGCCGGAGGACACAAUGCUGA
Molecule: messenger RNA, 486 nt
Organism: Nanorana parkeri
Lineage: Eukaryota; Metazoa; Chordata; Amphibia; Anura; Dicroglossidae
Gene: GADD45A
Product: growth arrest and DNA damage inducible alpha
Exons: 5
Coding region: 40-486 (148 amino acids)
Biological process (GO): regulation of cell cycle
Cellular component (GO): nucleus; cytoplasm
Source: RefSeq, a predicted model, not a curated record